AUGGUCAACGAGGGCCCGGAGUCGCGUUUACCCUUCCUCCUCGCACGGGGAGGCGAACGUAUAUCUGCGCGCGUGAGAGGACGAUGGUCUUUGCUAGAGGUGUGUCGUGUCGAUGUUCGGAACGAGUCGGUGGACAAGAAGUGCGACCAGGCUCUCGUGAAUAGUCUUCUCGGCUGGAGAGUGGUGGGGCGGAAACUAUCUGUACGAAGGUCGCUAUGGUUUAAGAACAAGAGGGAGGGGAGAAGCAGAACAAGAAUUAUCCAAGCCGCGUGUGGUAUAGAGCAGACGAAAACACGUCUUGAAAGUUUAGGGAUGAAACAUCUGCUUUCUCCGCUGCCGACGUGGCCGCCGGUGAAGAAGGCAGAUGCCGGGGUUGGAAGUAUUGGUAGUGGUAGCGGGGUAGCAGACGGGGUAUAG
Messenger RNA from Morchella sextelata, 417 nucleotides. RefSeq lists its product as uncharacterized. The coding region runs from base 1 to 417 and encodes 138 amino acids. The transcript has a single exon. NCBI's taxonomy places the organism in Eukaryota, Fungi, Ascomycota, Pezizomycetes, Pezizales, Morchellaceae. The record is from RefSeq and is a predicted model, not a curated record.